UUGUGAGAUGUUAUGACGCUUGUGCUGAGGCUAAACGCUAAUUAUACUGGUUGAAAUUUAAUUCAUACCGCGCCAAAAGUGCUGAAGAGCAAAAAUUAAAGUCUAACCCAUAAUAGGGGAGUUUGUGCGAAUAACCCAAAAAUGGCAGAUGGUACCAAUUAAUGGCCACAUUGAGGCAAAUGCUAUAACUUCCUGCAAAGUUCACCAGCCGAGAAUAGUGGUUAAUCGUUAAUCAUCAAUGCACUAACCACGCCUUAUUUUUUGCUUAAAAUCAUUAAAUGCAUUUAUUAACAUUAAUCCAAUAGGGAAAUCAACCAACAAUAACCUGCAUUUGGCAUUUUCAAAGCUAUCUGGUAAGAUUUCUCCAAUUUUGACCGUAUAAUUCAUUUAUGAAAAAAGAAGUAGAUGGAAAGACACAACAAAAAUGUGAUGAAACCUAUGAACUUGUAUAAACAAUUUUUGGAAAAAACGUUUUCCAGAAUUCUUGUUGGGAAUAGAUUUUGUACAAAAACAAAAUGAAUUUUGAUUAUCUAUCGUAACGUUUGGAAUAGUAUGUGCUUUGUGAGUAAAUAAUUUUAUUUGAAAACUACCUUAAAUUAUUUCUUCAAAAAAUAGUUUCUUGAAAAAUUCUUUUGCAAAAACUUUUUGAAAAAUACUUCAACAAACACGUUUAGUUUUUGUUUUUGUAAGAUUUCAAAGAAACAUUUCAUGAAAAAAAAACCCUUAUAUUGAAGGGGAAUGAUAUCGCAUCUAUACAUAUUGUACAAUAUAUAGGACGAGAAUUGCUUUGUGUGCCACAAAUUCAAGGUGAACAUAUUUUUACUUGUUCUAUGUACAAUUAGUUACCACAAAUAAAACUUAAUAUUAUGAAAGAGAGAGAGUGAAUACUAAUAAAUAUUUUACGAUGUACCAAAAAAAAUUUAGUUGGGAGAGAUCAGUGAGAGUUAAUUAAGUCAGUAAUUAUUAUUACUAGCCCACUACUAGCUGUAAUUAACUAGCAACUCUUGACUUUUCACUUGUCUAAAAUCUCAAACAUAAAAACCAUUUCUCAUGAACUUCACUUCAUUUCAAGGUGACUUUUCUUUUACCCCACUUUCAGUUUUGACUUUCCAUUGUCUAAAAGUUCUUAACUUUUCUUUCUUGAACUUCAAUUCAUCAAAACCAUAUAUAUAUAUAUUCGAGGUUCUUUCUUGUUCUUCAUACAAAUAAGAAAAGAAAAAAAAAUGGCACUACAUUUCUUUAAAAGUACAGCACUUUUGUUUUUCUUCUAUGGAUUAGCAAAUGGAAGAGUAUUGCGAUGGCCAUCAGUUGGAACAAAUUUAUUUGGAUUUAUUCCAACAAUAUAUGUUAGUCAGUCUGGUUUUGCCCAAUUUGAGAAUAUUCAAUCUGCCAUUGAUUCAAUUCCUUCCAAUAAUUCUGAUUGGAUUUGUAUCUUCAUCAACUCUGGCUUGUACAAAGAACAGGUGCAAAUUCCAGGUGAUAAACCUUUUAUUUAUUUAAAAGGUGCAGAUGUAAGAACAACUAUUGUGAUGUGGGAUGCUCAUGACUCACUUAUAACAAGUGCAACUUUUUCCUCUUUUGCUGACAAUAUCGUAGUGGAAAAUAUAAAUUUUACAAAUUCUUACAAUUACCCAUUUAAGAAAAAUGGAAAUCCAAUGAAACCAGCAUUAGCAACAAUUGUUUCAGGGGACAAAACUGCAUUUUAUGGAUGUGCUUUCUCUGGUUUGCAAGAUACUUUGUUGGAUGAUAGUGGCAAACAUUAUUUUAAGCUUUGUACCAUUGAAGGAGCCAUGGAUUUUAUUUUUGGCACCGGUCAAUCCAUUUAUGAGGAAUGUACAAUAUUGGUGAAUGCUGGAUCAGUAGCACCAGAUUAUGGAGGAUACAUAACAGCACAAGGGAGAUCAGAUCCAAAUGAUGCAAAUGGAUUUGUGUUCAAGAAUUGCAAAGUGAUGGGGACAGGCAAGGCAUUCUUAGGAAGGGCAUGGAGGAGUAAUGCUAGGGUCUUAUUUUAUAAGACUUCCCUUUCCGACAUCAUUGUUCCUCAAGGUUGGGAUGCUUGGAAUUUCGAAGGCCAUGAGGACCAAUUGACUUUCUCAGAAGAAGGCUGUGAUGGAUCAGGAGCAGACACAUCAAAGAGAGUUAAAUGGGAAAAGAAGCUAAGCAAAAAAAUAGUGGAAUCAUUGACAGAUCUGUCCUUCAUUGAUACUGAUAAUUGGAUUAAUGGACAGCCUUUUAUCUUGUUAAAUUAGAGAAGGGUCAUAGUUUAAUAAUUGACUCAAGCAGAUUAUGUGUUUUUCUUUCUUCUUCUUUAGUUCCUUUCUUUUGUAUGACCCUUCACUCCACUUAUAUGUACUUCUAUAUCCAAGAACAUGAAUAGAAAACCUAAUGUUAUUUGA
Lycium ferocissimum is the source of this 2396-nucleotide messenger RNA. RefSeq names its product probable pectinesterase 29. The record is from RefSeq and is a predicted model, not a curated record. Gene Ontology annotation, biological process: cell wall modification. The transcript has 6 exons. Gene Ontology annotation, molecular function: pectinesterase activity. NCBI's taxonomy places the organism in Eukaryota, Viridiplantae, Streptophyta, Magnoliopsida, Solanales, Solanaceae. Bases 1224 to 2249 code for a protein of 341 amino acids.